UGCCGCCGCCAGGAGAGCCCCGCUCCCCGCCACCCCAGCGAGAUGCCCCGGGUAGACGCAGACCUCAAACUGGACUUUAAAGAUGUCCUGCUCAGACCUAAAAGAAGCAGCCUCAAAAGCCGAUCAGAGGUCGACCUCACGCGCACCUUCACCUUCCGCAACUCCAAGCAGACAUACACAGGAAUUCCCAUUAUAGUGGCAAACAUGGACACUGUGGGGACAUUUGAAAUGGCCGCAGUUAUGGCAAAACAUGCAAUGUUCACUGCAAUUCACAAGCAUUAUUCUCUGGAAGAAUGGAAACUGUUUGCUGCCAAUCACCCAGAAUGCCUUGAGCAUGUAGCGGCAAGCUCAGGUAGUGGAAAAGCUGAUUUGGACAAGUUAACAAGUAUUCUAGAGGCCAUUCCACAUAUCAGAUACAUCUGCCUGGAUGUGGCAAACGGCUAUUCAGAGCACUUUGUGGAGUUCGUGAAGUCUGUCCGUGCCCUGUUCCCACAUCACACCAUUAUGGCAGGCAAUGUGGUCACAGGAGAGAUGGUAGAAGAACUUAUUCUUUCUGGAGCAGAUAUUAUUAAAGUGGGUAUCGGACCAGGUUCUGUGUGUACCACUCGGAUUAAGACGGGGGUGGGCUAUCCACAGCUAAGUGCUGUUAUUGAGUGUGCAGACUCAGCACAUGGCUUGAAUGGACAUAUCAUCUCUGAUGGAGGGUGCAGCUGCCCAGGAGAUGUCGCCAAAGCGUUUGGAGCCGGUGCUGAUUUUGUCAUGCUUGGAGGAAUGUUUGCAGGCCAUGACCAGUGUGCUGGAGAGAUUAUGGAAAAGAAUGGCAAGAAGGUGAAACUCUUCUAUGGAAUGAGCUCUGAUACAGCCAUGAAGAAGCAUGCAGGAGGGGUUGCUGAAUACAGGGCUUCAGAGGGCAGAACGGUGGAGGUACCAUACAGAGGGGAUGUGGAACUCACCAUCCUGGACAUCCUCGGGGGGCUGCGCUCCACCUGCACCUACGUGGGAGCUGCCAAACUCAAGGAACUGAGCAGGAGAACGACAUUUAUCCGGGUCACCCAGCAGCACAGCCAGGUCUUCUCAUAGCCCAGGACUGGGGGGCUGGAGAGAGGGGGAGGAGCAGGAAGGGCUGCUGUUUAGUUUUGCUUUCUCCUCCAUAUUGUGUUAGUGGCAAACUCUCCUCUCUCUCAGAAUGGCAGUGUCAUAGCCAUUGGAGGGGCUAUGGCUGGCGUGUGGAAGGGGAAGGUCAUGCUAUUAACACAGAGCCAUUGGUUCAAAAUGCAGUAGCCUCAUCUUGUAUUGUUGUGCCUAUUUUAUUUUUUAAUCAACAUUUCUUUACCUGUUUUUUUUCCCCUCUGAUAAAUAGCUGCUGAAACCCCAAUUAACAAGGAAUUGUACAGACAUAGCUGUUAGCGCCUGCACGCAUACACACAUUCCCUUUUUUAAGGCUGACCUGUCAGCUACCACUGCUUCUGGCAGUGCACCCCCCAGAAAUUGCAGGCUGGGAGAGAAAAACAUGCAAGGAAUUGCGUGGAAAAAUCAAAAAUCAACUUCUCUUAAUCUUUGUUCUGGCAAAAGAAUGGAUGCAUGUGGCAUGGCUGCCAGCCUGCAGAAUGUCAGAGGUGGAUGGUGGAUGAGGCCUGGCUACUGGUGACGUCUCACUGUGAUGAGAAAAAUGCCAGAUCCCUUUCACUGUCAGUUCACAGGGCUGGUACUGCUGUUCUUACUUAAAUCUCCCUAUUCAAUGAACUUGCCUCUUCAGAGAAGCUGGCAUUGAAUGUAGCAGACCUGUGCUGUCCCCCCUCCCCGCAUCUGUGGAGAUCAUUUAGGAGAAAAUGUCUCAGAGCUUGCCUGCUUUUUCGUGCAUGCAGUUAUUGAAUUACCUGGUUUCCUGCUUUUACCUGCUCUCUGUGAACAGAUUUUUUAAGACAUUGAAACUCAGCAACAGUAACCCCACCAAGGGGAGGUUUCUCUGCAGCCCUCCCUGUUCCCUUGCCUGUUCAUAUCCAUUUAGCAAAGGCAUAAAAAUGCUGUGACGUGCAUUGUCUGUGGCCAGGUGAAUGAGGCCAGAGGGAUCAAAUUCACUUUUGGUUAUUUGGUACCACUCCUCUGCAGUCCCUGACACCAUGAAAAGCAAAAGAGAGCUUUUGGCAGAAUAGCCUGAUUGCAAGACUGAGAUGGAGUUAAAGCAUUUGCUCUAAAGGCAGUAAUGAAUGUGUAAGACUCUGGGUAACACUUUAAUAAAGUGUAAUGGCCCGCUAAUUAAUUGAUAAAUCACAAUGAAAUCUCUUUGGAAAUACACACUGCGUCCACAUGAAUACCACAGUAGCUUGUUAUGAUAAAUGAUGUAAAAGUGAGCACCAAUGAAUUAAUAAUGCUUGGCCCCUUACUUUGAAGUGCUGCUGAGAUCGUAAUACAGCUGAUGUUAUUUUAGUACUUCAGGGUCUUACUUUCCCCUCCUGUAGAUAUCUGUGGAAAGAGGCAGGCUUUCUUUGAAAAGCAGAAGUGUGAUCUGUAGGAAGAGGAAUAGUAAAGAGAAACUCUAGAAUUAAACUCAUAGACUGGACUGCUCAUAAAGCCAUGCAGAAGGAUUGGUACAAUUGACCAUGCUGAGGAGCAAACCUAGGCCACAGGCUGAUCCCUGGUGAUUUUGAAGUGUGUUGUGCACUUUAGAAGAAGCACAGAGUAUCUUCCAAGUAGCCUGGUAUUCUAAAUGUCUUCCAUUUAACAUGUAGGACAUCAUAACUCUUAAUUGUGGUACAACCCCUUCCUCUCCUUUGGAGGUGAGUAAGGGCCUUAAUGUGAGCACAGGUUAUGCCUGUGCUGGCUUUACGGACCAUUUCUCCUGCCCACAUACCAUAAAGGAACCUGAACGCAAAAGAGAAGCAGGCCCUGGGAAUAAAGGACCUCAUCUCUAUUCCAUCCAGCCUGAAAGCAUCACAUUAAGAAGAUGCCAGGCUUCUUUAUGACAAACCCUACUGUCGGUCACAUACUGCUCUUGCCUGCACUAAGCCCAGAGUACAGGUAGUAUUACUGCUCUGCAUCAGUACGGCUGUAGGAGGUCACCAUCCCUUUAUUUACGUGAUGUGAAGGGCAGGGGUACAGAGGCAAAUGAACACCUCCCUCAGGAGUGGGGUGAGACCCUCAGGAGUGGGGUUAGACCGUCAGGGCGCAGGCCUGACCACCAGUGUGUCUCCACGCUCGUGCCUUCAUACGUGGGAAGUGCAGCAGUCUGCUGGUCUCACACCCACUCUCGCUAGCGCUUUUCUACUUUUUUUAGCUACAUUUCUAAAUGGAAUUUAAGAAUACAUAUACAUAUAAAAAUAUAUAUAUUUGUAAACAUUUUUUAAAAAGAUCAUACGCACACUGAACAGAGCAGCUUCAUGACGUCUUUGGAACAGUUUCUUUUCCAAAGGGCAGGCGCUGGGGGCAAGGGCAGAGCUCCUCUCCACAGGUGUGGCAAGCGUGGAGCCUCUUCCCUGGGCAGGCUGCACACUUACACAGCCAGCCUGGCCUGGGGCCACUCCUACACCCGCUUUCCUUCCCCUUUCGCACACAACCUCUGACCGGUGACUAACAGGAAAGGAUGGGUAUAGGCUGAUCUUAAGUUGUCCCCGAAUUCUCCAGGCUGUGAAUGACAUUCAUGCUUAAGAAUAGUUAAUGAUAAAACUUUGAUAUAGGGUAUUUUGUUUUCUAAAUAGCAGCUCUUGCCAUCAUUUUGAUAAGCAGCAUGUUUUCUUUCUAUUAUUUCAUUUUCUCCUUCCCUCUCCAAAGUGAGCGGGAGAGGGAAAUCAGCUGCAGAAAGGCUGAACUGGUGGCAUGUCUGCAUCUCACCCAAAGUUACAUGUGAGUUUUGUUCAGGGAUAACCCUGAACUAUGUCAGCGCUCACCAUUGACAUUGUACAUGUCCAACUCUCAGACAGGCUGGAAGAAUGGAGAAAAGAUGAGCUUGAGCACUCCUUUAACACCCAGCCCUGUGCUGUGGUAGUUGCCCUCAUCUUCACUUAGCCCCAGGUCCUGUGCCCUGCUCAAGACCCCUGCCGCUCUCACAAGGAACUGGGGCAGAGAGGGAGCUGAGGGCACGCUGUGCCUGGCAGGAUGGUCCAAGCAGAGACUACAACCACUGACAAACGCCACGUGCCAUUUGUGGCUCUACCUCACCUGCACAUUUAACUGGUUUCUCUGUUACUUGGUGUCCUUCUGUGGGAAAUGAGAUCUGUAAGCGUGUGCUUAGUGUUGAGUGAUUCUGCAGAACCGGGUCUUCUUUAACCCUACCAACCCAACCCCAUCCUGUCUAGAGGAACGCUGUGGGUGUGAUAACCUGCACUGUAGGCCAAGGUCAUGCCUGCUUCCCCCAGCCAGGCAAUUGUUAAUUUGAGCACCCAAGAGCAAUGUUGAGGUUCAGCCCACCGGCUCCCCAGUGAUUUAGUUGAACAUACCAAAGACCUACAAACAGGGAUGCUGAAAAGGGCAAUGUUACAUCAUUAAAGCAAUCCCUGCUGAGCAUGUCCAUCUCUGGCUUCUUGAAACAUAAGGACACCUAAGGACACAUAAGGGACCCCCGCUGCUCCCAGUCCUAUUCUGGAGUCGCCUUGCUGCAGCACGUUUCGCAGGGAGGGCUGGCUGGCCCUCCUACCCACGCAGCCUGGCUUACCUGAGCUCUCCUCGCAGAGAAGGGUCUUGGCACAGCAGCAGCCUUGCUCAGGCCCGAGUGACUGUGUGGUGGCUGCGGGGAGCGCACGUGUAGAUCUGCUCGUAGGCGGGAGGCCAGCCUGUUAGAGGAGUGGGCUUUGAGCCAGCAUCCUGCCAGAUGCAAAACAAGCCACGCAGGCCUCCUCUCUCGGAAAGAAACAAGUGCAUGCACCCAGGGGUGUGCGCCUACCCUCCCGCUCAUUGGCACAGCCAGCUCACCCCCCUCGGCCGUGGGGCAGGGGCUUUGGCUGUGCUCUUCUGCACAGCUUUCUUCUCACCUUAGGGCACGGGGGGGGCGGUGAAUGUAGGAUGGGGCCACUCUGUAAAUAUGAAGAGCUGUAAGCAGGGGCAGGAGGAGCCUCCGCUUACAUUUAGAGGAGCUUUUCCCAUAUAAAGUGUGCUUGUAUCUUCCUUUCAGCUAGUCAAUAGUGGGGGGGAGAAAGGAUGGGGUUGAGCAAGAAACACAGCAGCAAUUAGCCAAGCCCCACCGUGUUGGCACAGGGGCUGGUGUUUUCCAGUCACGGACACGAUGAGAGUUUGAAGCCUUUUCUGAACCAAGCACUCCUUAGUUUGUACCUAUUAAGCUCCUCUGUCUUGAACAGACUUGCUGCUACAGCUUUCUGCCAGUGUACGUACAGUGUCUGUCCAUCACCGCCUCCCACCCCUCCACCCGGGGGAUGUUGCUUUUUAGUUGCUAAUGCCAGUUUUAUACCAGAAGUUCUUUGUUGGAGCCAGGAGGGCUUUUGCAACCAGUGCUAGGUUGGGCCCUACUUGUGUAGAAAAGAGGGGACAAAAAAAAAAAAGCCAAGGCCCAAGAACAGCAGUUUGCUUCCAGCAGCAGCCAGAGCCAGCAGGCAGGAGAGGGCCGGGCCCUUCCCUGCAGGCUGGGAGCUGCCCGGGGGCAGAGGGGCCAAAGCAUGUCUUGGAUAGAUGCUGGCACAGCUCCGUGCCCCUAAGCACAGCGUGGACCACCCUCCCCUGCAGCCUUCGCUUCGCUUGUGGUCAUGCCGAUGUUUAAGCGAGCCUUCCCCAGCAUUGACUUGACACAAUGUAUACUGGUUGAAGUUUUCAUACAUAAAUAAAUAAUUCGGAGUCCAAAACUCAGUGUUGCUUGCGAUAACUGUGAAGCGCUUCUGCAUAAUCGGCCAAAAAGAGCUGAUGAGCGUUCAGUGUUUCCCUGCCCCACUUGGCCCUGCUGAGCUGGCGAUGAGGAGCGCUGCCUCCCCUCAUCUGCAGCAACCACAUGUGCGCAGCGCCGCCGGCGCACGUGGCGCAAUCAUUUAAAGCGUUCAGAAGUUGUAAACGGAAGGGUUUUGUUAUGCAAUAAACAGCUUCACUCUGAUGGUCUGGAGAGGGUUUUGUGGCUGUGGAUGGAUACGUGCUUUUCUGCGUCGUGGCGAAUAAAAGCAAACGCUCUCAAAU
This is a messenger RNA of Gavia stellata (red-throated loon), 6108 nucleotides long. RefSeq names its product guanosine monophosphate reductase (gene GMPR). Lineage: Eukaryota; Metazoa; Chordata; Aves; Gaviiformes; Gaviidae. Gene Ontology annotation, cellular component: GMP reductase complex. Gene Ontology annotation, biological process: nucleotide metabolic process. The record is from RefSeq and is a predicted model, not a curated record. Bases 43 to 1080 code for a protein of 345 amino acids. Gene Ontology annotation, molecular function: GMP reductase activity. The transcript has 9 exons.